CAAAGAGCUCCGAUGCCAAGCCCUGACUAAUCCCGCCUUCUUGUUCCCCGCCAUGACUAUCAGAUUUAUAUCUUUCCGCCCGCUAUUAACCACCGAUACCAACACAUUAAAAUACUCUAAUUGGCUCAUCCCGGUGCCUAAUUAACCCUUAUAUAUCCCUCCGCAACUAUGACCGAACCAAUGACCACCAGCAAUUUGCAGGAUAUCCUUCCCCUCGUCGCGCGGGGUAAAGUGCGCGACCUAUAUGAGAUCGACCCGCAAACCCUCCUCUUCGUAGCUACUGAUCGCAUCUCCGCCUACGACGUGAUUAUGGCAAAUCCAAUCCCGAACAAAGGCACCCUGCUCACCCUCUUGACAACCCACUGGUUCGAAAUCCUUACCAACGCCAUCCCCAGCCUACGCACGCAUUUCAUCACCCUCGACCUACCCUCACAGAUUCCGGAAUCUCUGCGACCAUCUCUACGAAAUCGCUGCAUGCAAGUGCGCAAGCUAAAGGUAUUCCCCAUCGAAGCUAUUGUACGGGGCUACAUCACCGGUUCAGCCUGGAAAGAAUAUCAAACAUCCGGCACGGUGCAUGGCAUAAAGGUGGCAGAGGGCUUGAAGGAGAGUCAGCGAUUUCCCGGUGGACCCAUAUAUACGCCCAGCACCAAGGCAGAGCAGGGGGAACAUGAUGAGAAUAUCCAUCCAGAUCAGGCCAUAACCAUCCUCGGCCCCAAAUACGCCUCCAUAAUCUCCUCCCUGGCCCUAAAACUCUAUGAAACCGCCCACGCCCAUGCACUCUCCCGCGGCCUCAUCAUCGCAGAUACUAAAUUUGAGUUCGGGCUCGACACAGAGAAGGACGAGGUCGUGUUGGUUGACGAGGUGCUGACGCCGGACUCGUCGCGGUUCUGGUCUGCGGAGAACUAUGAGGUUGGGAAGUCACAGGAAAGCUUUGAUAAGCAGUUUUUACGUGAUUGGUUGGUCAAGAGUGGGCUGAAGGGGAAGGAUGGCGUGAGCAUGGAUGAAGCGGUGGUUAGGAGGACUGAGGAAAAGUAUCGGGAGGCAUAUGAGAAGAUUACGGGGAAUACAUAUGUGAGUUAGGGAUAUAUAUCGAGAGAUGUAAGGGAUGAUAGUGGGGGAAUUUGGGGGCAUGACACGUUCUCUGAAAUUAAGGGAAGGGGUCAUCAUUCACGGAAGAAGAUGGGAUGCAUGAUAGAUAUGUUAUGGGUAAUGUUCUGACGACCUACUUUCGGUUCCGGGUGUAUAUUAUAUUGAUUUUAAGAACGGAGGACCGACUCUAACAAAUAGAUAAAUAUUCUGUAUAACUUCCUCCUAGCUCGAUUCGAAUCAUAAUAAGAAAACGCCAAUAUAUGCCUGUAAUUCAAAUAGUAGCAUGUGGAGUAUGCCAAUGUCGUCAUAAAUAAUACACGCAUGGGAGAAAUCGAACAACCCUUCUCCCACCACGCCAUAAACCAAGAAAUUUCUCCCA
Blastomyces gilchristii SLH14081 is the source of this 1468-nucleotide messenger RNA. Its product is annotated as phosphoribosylaminoimidazole-succinocarboxamide synthase. Gene Ontology annotation, molecular function: phosphoribosylaminoimidazolesuccinocarboxamide synthase activity. The transcript is spliced from 3 exons. Gene Ontology annotation, cellular component: cytoplasm. Lineage: Eukaryota; Fungi; Ascomycota; Eurotiomycetes; Onygenales; Ajellomycetaceae. The coding region runs from base 169 to 1080 and encodes 303 amino acids. The record is from RefSeq and is a predicted model, not a curated record. Gene Ontology annotation, biological process: 'de novo' IMP biosynthetic process.